UUCGUGUUUUUUGUUCAUUAAUUGUGAAAAAUCAGUAGUUUUACAUGGGUUGGACACCACUUGGACGAAUCCACGGACCUGCAAAAUGGCAAUCCAAUGAAUACAAACUCGAUGGUUUUCAUAAUUUACAUCAAUAAACUUUAACAGCAGAGAAAGAAGAGGAUGAUUUAGUAAUAACCAAUCGACUUUAGUGAAAGCCUGGAAUAGAUCUAGAUAUGCCAGCAAGUGAAAAGAAGUCCAGGAAUGGGCCUUUGUCCUGCAAAAAGAAAUCAUUAACCUCUGAGGUACAGAAUCAGAAAUCAAUUUCCAGCUUUUUUCAGCCAUCUAAAACAAAUUCAGCAACACCUUCAACAAGCACCUUGUUUUCUAAAGUUGGCCAAACAAGUAUUGGCAAGUUAACAUUAAAGAAGGGAAGUACAAAAGAAGCAUCAGAUCAUUUGAACUCUGGAACAGAUCGGCCAGUAGGAAAUAGUACUGAAGAUAUUGAAGGCAAAAUAAGUGCUGCGGUUAAAUGUUUCAUUACAAAAGAACAUUGUUCUUUCAAAACUGAAACUCAAGUAGAUAGAAGGUCUUCAAACCAAUCAAAUUUUACUGUUGUUAAAACUAGCUUAAACCAGUUGAAAAUUGAUUUAAAUCGAGGUAACAAAAGUGACAAAUUCUUACAAAAUGAACCAAUUGUUAUCCCAGAAACACAGGUUUGUCUGUUAGAAAGUACUCCGAAAGUCAAGGGUCAAGAUGAUGAGGGAAUCAUUCCUGAUACUCCACAAAAUGAUAAAAAUGAUGAACCAGUAAAAAAGAAAUCUUUUGGAAGAAGCUUUCUAAGUAGUGGUGCUAACGUGUCUGAAAACCCAUACAUUCUAAAGAAAGAACAUGUAAAAAAGCAACCGGUUUCUAAAGCUAGAAAAGGCCUGAUAUCUUCUUCUUUUAAGUUUAAUGCAUAUGAAAAACAAGACAAUGAUACAGAAAGAGAAAUAAAUGUUCAAGGCGAAGCAAACACAUGUAUCGAGAAUGAAAUUGAAGAUUCAUGCAGUUUACAAAACAGAUUCAGUACAAAUGAAAGUGGCAGUCAAUUAUUGGCAACUGAGAAGGUUACACCUACAAAAGUGUAUCAAGGCAAUAGGUCUUUUAUGAAACGUAUGUCAAAAUGUGGGAGUUCCCCAAACUCAAAAAGAUUUGUUUAUUCAAACAUUGGUACAAACAAUGGAAACACUAAAUUGAUGUCUAAAAAUGUUAGAGAGCUUAUGGCAGGAAGUAGAACUGUUGAUGGGAAUAUAAAGGAUGAAAACCAGAACCUCCCCAUUAAACCUGAAGGAAAUCACAGUAAGGAAGAAAACAACCUACAAGAAAAGCAUGAUAUAUACAAUAGAAUAGUGGACCAGAAAGAGAAUAAAGAUUCAUCCAGCCAAUCAAAUAGUUCUAAAUGUUUACAAAAUGAGACAGGGUCAUCAUUUUCAUAUCAACUGUCAUUGAUCAGAAAACAGAAGCCAGUAGUUUCAGAAAUGAAAAUUGAUGAAGAUGACUGCUUAUGUGCAAUAUUGAAUGAAUUAGAUAAUGAUAACAAAGAAAGUUCAAAGAUGAAAUCUUACCAGCCACCUAUUAUGUCUUUAAAAAAACCCAGAAAUUCAGUACUAGGCAAAUUAUCACGUAAAGAAAAACCUGAGAUAAAUAAAAGUUUAGAGGAAUCCUUAACAGAAGAUGACAUAAAGUUUCUGGAUAAAAUUGAUGAGAAAGUUCAUCAAAAAGUUAACAAAGAAAUUCAGAUAAAAGAAGAUAUGGUCAGUAAGCAUGGCAUGAACACAAUUGAAACUACUUUCCUAAAACAUAAUUUUGUAACAAAGAAGAGAUGGAAAGACAGGAAACUUUCAAACAAUCAGAAAACAAAGGAAUCUGACUCUCACAAUGCAGAUGACAUCAUUCCAACACAGUCAAUUGUUGAGAUUUUAAGCCAGUUAGGGAAAGAUGACAUUAAGGAAAUAAGAGAUGAUCCAAUUGAUGGAUUUUCAGACCAGUUAGAAAAAGAGAAGUUGUCGAAUAAACUUGGAACACAAGCUAAAGAAAAAGAUGUUAUGCAGCCAGUUUGUGUAAAAUUUGGACGACAUAAAGUUGACAGACUUGAUCGUCACAGAAAUGGAAAUGAUUUGUGUUUACAGCUAACGGAUGUAUUUACAAAGAAACAAAAAAACUGCAUACUCUCAGGAUUUUGGGCAGAUACACAUGUUUCUGAAAAUGAUAUUGUGAAUAUUGUUGGAAGUUUUGAUGGAGACACCUAUCAUAUCACAGACAAUAAUGGACUAAUUGUUGUAAACCCUGAUCUACUUCUAUCAGGUACAACAGUUGUAUCAAGUGUCUUUUGUAUGAGAAAAGGUGUUUUAAGCGAGAAAUUCAAGGGCUGUGAUAAAGGAAACCAACAGAUGUUGUAUGGAAGUAUCAUUCAUUUUGUGUUUCAGCAGGUUUUGCAGAAGGGAUUGACAUUAGAGGAACAAAUUUUAAAGGAAGCCACAAACAUAGUACAGCAAGCAAGGUUUUUACAUGACAUGUACAAAUCUAAUACAACAGAAGGAGAGGUUCUAGAAGAAAUAAAGAAAUACAUCCCACAAAUGAAGAAAUGGUUGGACCAGUACACAAAUCUUGCCUCUACAUGUUCCCAAAAAAAAGAAGAUCUGAACAUUACCAAAGUAAUAGAUAUUGAAGAAAAUAUUUGGUGUCCAAGAUAUGGUGUGAAAGGAAAGAUUGAUUUAACGGUAGAAAUACAGAUAAAGAAUAAAGAAAGAUAUGAAAAGUGUAUUGUGCCAUUAGAAUUAAAGACGGGUAGACCUUCCUUUUCUAUGGAACAUAAAGGCCAGGUUACUCUCUACAGCAUGAUGAGCUCUGAUAGAAGACCAGAUUCUGGUCAGGGUUUGUUGUUAUACCUGAGAGAUCUUGUCCAGAAAGUUAUUCCUGCUGAUCAUCUAAACAUUAGGGGUUUGAUACAAUUGAGAAAUGAGAUGGCAUAUUUUUUAAGUGAUCAAGUAUCGAAAUCCACAACAAAUGAUGGUCAGGCUUCAUAUCACAUUGGCAGGUUACCAGAUCCUAUCAACAACCAACGAGCAUGUCUGAAAUGUGCUCAACUAACAAACUGUUGUAUUUAUCAAAAGUCUAUAGAGCAAAAGAAUUUGAACUCCUCUAUGGCAAGUCUGGUUCCCAACACCUUGUGUCACCUUCUACAGGAACAUUUACACUUCUAUGUUCACUGGUGCCUUAUGUUGGACCUAGAGGCUAAAGCCAGCACAGAUAAGGGAGGAGUCAGUGAUCUGUGGUGUAAAACAGGCCACAAAAGAGAACAAGAAGGUAGCUGUAUAGAUGGAUUGAGAUUAUCAGAUCAUCAAGUUAAUAAUGGAUAUUGUUUACUGACAUUCUCCAGACACCAAGAUAAGCAAAAGUUAUAUUCCACUAGUAUUAACAUGAUAGGUAUAGCUGUACAGGAUUACAUGAUUAUAUCAACAGAAAAGACCAAUCAUUUAGCUCUAUGCAAUGGUACUGUUGUUGGUAUUACAGAGGAAAGUAUUGACAUUGCAAUUGAAAGUGAAAGUUUACAGAGAAUUAUAACAUUAAAAGAGGAGAUAUUCAGACUAGAUAGAUACAGUAGCUUUAGUACAGCCACUAUUUUGUAUUCAAACUUAUCCAAACUAAUGAUGGAUGAACCUCGAAGUGAUAAUCUUAGAAAACUAAUUAUAGACAGAAAGACUCCAGAAUUUGCAGCUAAACUUUCAAAAAUAGAAAUAGAAAAAGUGAAAGGAAUAUUCAAGUCUCUGAAUAAGCCACAGAAGACAGCUGUGUUAAAGGUGUUAAUGAGCAAAGAUUAUGUUUUGAUAAAAGGCUAUCCUGGCACAGGUAAAACAGCAACAAUAGUAGCUGUAGCUAGAGUACUGAAUCUGCUAGGUCUGUCUGUCCUGCUGACUAGUUACACUCACUCUGCUGUAGAUAAUAUUCUGCUUAAACUUAUGAAGCAUAAUAUAGAGUUCCUAAGACUUGGGAAGACCAGUAAGAUACACCCACAGAUACAGAGAUUUUCAGCUGAUCUACUGACAAAGAAUCUUCAAACUGUUGGUGAUCUCAGACAAUUCUACAGUCAACAGAGAAUAGUGGCGACUAGUUGUUUGGGUACAAACCAUCCAGUGUUUACACAGAAAAAGUUUGAUGUAUGUAUAGUAGAUGAAGCAUCCCAAGUUUUACUACCAGCAUGUCUUGGCCCACUGUUUUGUGCUGACAAAUUUGUUCUUGUUGGAGAUCCUAAACAGUUGCCACCUGUAAUGCAGAGUAGAGAGGCUAGGGGUCUAGGUAUGGAUUUGAGUUUAUUUGACAAGUUAGAUGGUGUAGGAGGUACAUGUGAAUUAAAUCUGCAAUACAGAAUGAACAGGCAGAUCAUGGCACUGAGUAAUGUUCUGGUGUAUGAUGGAUUAUUGCAGUGUGGUUGUGAUGCAGUAGCUAGUGGUCAAUUAGAGAUGGACACUGAUCAUAUUUCAGAAAUUUGGUUAAAUCAAGUGUUCAAGGGCACCCCAUACAAAGCUACCAUCUUUAUAGAUACUUCAGAGGUGCAAGCAGGGGAGUCUAAAGAUAAUUCUGGUAUGGUUGUUAAUUUUGGAGAGAGUAAAAUUGUACAAAAACUUGUCAGUACAUGUCUUAAGGGAGGAUUGCUGUCUGAAGAUAUUGGUGUCAUUGCCCCUUACAGACAUCAAGUGAGAGUGAUUCAUGAUAGUUUAUCUAACUGUGCUGUAGAGGUUAAUACAGUAGAUCAGUAUCAGGGAAGGGAUAAAGAACUUGUGAUUAUAUCAUUUACAAGAAGUUAUAAGGAGAAAUUAUCUGAAAACUUUAAGUCAGGAGACUUGUUGAAAGAUGUAAGAAGAUUGAAUGUGGCAGUUUCCAGGGCAAAGAAGAAGUUGAUUAUGGUUGGUGACUAUGUGACAUUACAGACUUAUCAACCUUUGGCAGUCAUACUAAACCUGAUGAAGAAAAAUGAUCUCAUUGUCACACUAUCUGAGCUGGAACUUUGAAAAUCCUUUCUUGAUGAAUAAUUCUAUUAAUACAAAUGUAUUAAGAAUAGAAAAUUGAAGAGAGAAUAACUAGCAUUUACAGGGAUUUGUUUUGUUUUUUGAUGAUUUGAUCAACUGCUAAAGGCUGAUGUUUGAAGCUAUGAUUUUGAGUAUACCUUGAAUUGAUUGCUCAAAAUAAUGAGGACAGAAAUCCACUUAAAGGAGACAACAAAAAUUGAACCCAGAGGCUGUGAGAUGCUAGUCUGAAGGUGUAACAAUGGAAAAUCAUUUUUAAAUCUGCCCAUUGUAAUAGGCGCCAUUGAUUUCAAAUAUAAGCGUUCAUUCAUCCAUCUGAUUAUUACCUAUUGUAUGUAUUGUUAAUUUGUUCUCAUCUUGAAGAUGCAUGCUAUAUUUGCAUCUCUUCAUUACUGUAAUAAGUUAAAUCAGUGACUUUCUAUAGUGCUCACAAAGGUUAUUUAUCUGUAUUAAUAUAGUUUUCCAAUUUGUUCACUAACUGUAACAUUCAUCAACAUGUAUUAAUGUGAUAUGCAAAUAUUUUUUGUUCAAAUGUAUUAAUGUAAUAGGCAAAUAUUUUUUGUUCAAAUGUAUUAAAACAUAAUUUAUUCAGCAGUGUUUUUAUGCUCCACCUACGAUAGUAGUCUCCAUGAUUAAUGCCAAAUUAGAGAAUUUAUUCGAAUUUCACUUUCACGGUCCAGUAAACAUAGAAAAUGAUAGUGUGAGUGGGGCAUCCGUGUACUGUGGACACAUUCUUGUUUACAGAGGUUUUUAGUUGAUUUCCUCAGCUUUUCAAAUUGUUUGUUGCUUUCUUCUUCAUUGAAGGGGGGUAGGACCUUUAUUGGGAGUACAGGAUAGGGUUUUUUUAGCUCGGUAUUUCUGGAUUGACCCUUUAAGGAUCUGGGAAUUCUUUUUUUCGAAAUGUUGGGAUUUAAAUUUAUUUAAAUUCGGGACCCGGGGAUUUCGAGUUGUUAACCCGAGAUUUAGGGUUCUGGACCCCCUUGUUUAGAUCUCAAGUCAAAAGCUUUAUUUAAAGUUGAUACAUAUACAUAUACAGUACUGACUGUACUACUUAUGCUCUGCAGAGCUUUAUAAAUUGAUAUACACUGCAUUUGAUAAAAUAAUAUACAUAAGACAUUCUUUUGUUUUGAAGAUAAACAUAUAAAUUUUAGAACAAAGAAGAUACAUUUUUAUAAUUAGUUGUUAUUGGCUUUGAGCUAGGUGACAAUAACUGCAAGUACUCUCAGAACUGGGCUUCAGUUUGACUUUUCUGUUGUAUUAAGGGAUGUAUAAAAUAAAAUUCACUGCCACGUCUAAUUCUGGGGU
This is a messenger RNA of Mytilus trossulus (common blue mussel), 6350 nucleotides long. RefSeq names its product DNA replication ATP-dependent helicase/nuclease DNA2-like. Lineage: Eukaryota; Metazoa; Mollusca; Bivalvia; Mytilida; Mytilidae. Gene Ontology annotation, biological process: replication fork reversal. Bases 216 to 5030 code for a protein of 1604 amino acids. The record is from RefSeq and is a predicted model, not a curated record. Gene Ontology annotation, molecular function: single-stranded DNA helicase activity; 5'-flap endonuclease activity. Gene Ontology annotation, cellular component: cytoplasm. The transcript has 32 exons.